This is a messenger RNA of Bathycoccus prasinos, 1671 nucleotides long. RefSeq lists its product with no specific name. The coding region runs from base 1 to 1671 and encodes 556 amino acids. NCBI's taxonomy places the organism in Eukaryota, Viridiplantae, Chlorophyta, Mamiellophyceae, Mamiellales, Bathycoccaceae. Gene Ontology annotation, biological process: lipid modification; phospholipid biosynthetic process; triglyceride biosynthetic process. Gene Ontology annotation, cellular component: membrane; endoplasmic reticulum. Gene Ontology annotation, molecular function: acyltransferase activity. The transcript has a single exon. The record is from RefSeq and is a predicted model, not a curated record.
AUGGCUUCACUUCUUUCCCCAGAGAGUACGUAUUCCCUCCUCGCUCGGAGGAUGAUCGAUGCGUUGAUGAUGAUCUCGAUGAACAUCAUCAAGUUCCUCGAAGCGCACGUCUCACAAAUCGUCAAACUUCGCCUGUACGUGCUCCACCAUCUUUCCUUACGGUCCGGAUUACCUCGCGGGACGAUUCUUUUCACCGUGGCGUUGUUCUCGGGAUUACCACUCGGGGUGCUGUUUCGCACGAUUCAAGGUGGAGACAGAAAAGGAUCUCAGUUUCAACGAAAAGCACUGUUAAGUCUUGUCUCGGGAACGAUGAUUUCCUUGAUGACGUUCGGGAAGACAACCGUGCACGCGUUUUACCUUUCAUUGCCGAGUUUAUGUUUACUUAAACUCACGAGCAGCACGAAAGCGGGAGAUUCGAAGACCAAGAGCGAAAGACGAAAACGAAUCGGCGUCGGGUUUGUAACGUUCCUCUGGUCGUUCGGGUACCUGGUGUACAUCCACUACAGCGCGGAUAGCGGCGGCGAGUGGAAACGAGGGAACAUUGACAUCACCGGGUUGUUGAUGGUGCUGUGUUUGAAGACGACGAGUUGCGCGAUGAACUUCGAGGAUUACGAAAUAAAAGACGAGGAGAAAUCGUCUUUUAUGAAAGAACACGAACUCUCCGAAGCGCCAAAGACGCUGGAGUAUUUGGCGUGGUGCAUGUUUCCGUGCACGUUGGUUUCCGGACCGACGUUGGAGUUUAAAACGUUUAGAAUGUGGUUAAGAGAGGAAGGUAUUUUUGACCCGAACUCGCCGAGGAAUAAGUUGACGCACUACGCGAGAGGAUGGCCGAGAACUUGGAUGGUGUUGACGAUGCAAAGAUUUAUAGGCGCGAUGAUAUGUUUGGGUUUGCACUUAUAUUUGGCCAACAUCGUGAGCUUGCAAGAGGUGUUUUCCAACGGAAACGAAUGGGAGAUGAUGUCGUUGUGGGAAAAGUUGAAGACGGUGUACGUAGCGGGCGCGGCGGGGAAGUAUAAGUACUAUUUCGUGUGGAUGUUUGCGGACGCUUCAGCCGCCGCGUGCGGGUUGGCGUAUAACGGGAUCAACGCGGAAAAAUCAAUCACCGGCAGAGAAGGACCGGAAGAGUGGAAUGCGAUGACGAACGUCCAUCCGUUUGGUGUGGAUUUUGCAAACACGUUUGCGGAAAUUCCCGCGCAUUGGAACAUUCGCACCGGGAUUUGGCUCCGACAUUACUGCUACGAUCGCAUCCACCGAUUCCGAGUGCGCAGAAGCGGUGAUAAAAAUCGAAAGGCUGGGUUAGUCGAACUUCUUCUCACGCAAUUAGUCUCCGGCAUCUGGCACGGUCUCAGUGCCGGGUACUGGAUGUUCUUCUCCUCGACGGCGUUGAUCAUUUACUGCGCGCGCAAAACGUACAAAUGGCAACGCGACUACAUGUCUGAACGAUUCGUAAAAUAUUGGAAACUGUUUAGCUUAGCGCAGACGCACCUUGGUUUGCUCUAUUUGACCCCGGCGUUUCAUUUGGUCGAGUUCAAGGAAAGCGUCCGAGCGUGGAAUGGAAUGUAUUGGUUCAUUCACGUCUUGUCCGUCGCGUUGAUAGCGCUGACGAGUUUAAUUCGUCCGCAGAGUUGGAAAGAGAGAAAGAAACAGGAAGCCGCGAAGAAACAGAAGUGA